This is a messenger RNA of Acanthosepion pharaonis, 1431 nucleotides long. NCBI's taxonomy places the organism in Eukaryota, Metazoa, Mollusca, Cephalopoda, Sepiida, Sepiidae. The record is from the annotation of a GenBank genome assembly.
AUGAUUUUCUUUUCUGUUUCUCUUAGUCUGUCUUUAAAUCUCUUCUUCACUCACCUUUUCAUAUAUCUCCACACUCUCUUUCUCUCUCUCUCUCUAUCUCUCUUUCAAACACACUUUCUUGUUUUCUUCUCACUUUUUGGCAUUGUCUCUCUCACUUAUUCUUGUUUCUCUCUCUUUUAUCCCUUCACUCAUUUUUUAUUCUUGCUUUUAAACUCUUUCUUUGGUAUAUACUCUUUCUGUUAUACACUUUCUUGCAUUCUUCCUCACUUUCAUACAUUGUCUGUCACACUCUUUCUUGAUCUCUCUCUUUCUCUUGUACAUUGUUUCUCUGAUUCUUAUUUUAAAUCUCUCUCUUUUGUAGCUUCCUUUUUUUCUCUUACACACACUUUAUUGCUUACUCUCUGUUGUGUUUGCACCAGGCUCUUCCUCCAUUGCAAUAUCUACCAGCUCUCUUUUCAAUCUAAACUGGUCUUUAUGAGACACCCUUCAAGGAAAGAUAACCCCACUCCCAAAUGUAGAAACCUCAUUUAUAUACAAUCUAAUUUGCAUAUCACCACACUCACUUUUGUACGUUGUCCCUCACACUCUUUUUUACUCUCUUUCUUUCUCAUGUAUUGUCGCUCUCUUUUUAACCUUAAAUCUCUCUCUUACAUAUCUCCUCUCCCUCUCUUACACACACACACACACUUGUUUACUCACUUUUGUCUCUCUCCUUCUUUCAUGCUUUCUCUUGUAACUUCUUUCUCUCUUGAUUUAAGAGUUUUUGUCUCUCUCACACUUAAGCCCAUGUCUCUCUCACACUUACUUGCCUUCUCUCUCACUUUUGUACUUUGUCUCAUUCUUUUUUGUCUUCCCUCUCUCUCUCUCUUAUACAUUGUAUCUUUCUUUCUUAAUUUAAAUCUCACUUUAAUCUCAACUCUUUCUCUCGCACACAUCAUAUUGCUUACUCUCUCAUUUUAUACAUUAGUUCAUCCACUCUUUCUUACUUUCUCAUUCCUCUCUCUUUUUUCACCUUGCCUCUUUCUCUCUCACUCUUGCUUGUAUAUUUUAUCUUUUUUUUCUUACUUUAAAUCUCUAUUGUUUUCUCUCUCAUACUCUCUCUCUCACUUUUUUAUGUUGUCUGUCUCUUACUUUAAAUCUCUCUCUUUGGUAUCUUCUCUCUCACACACAUUCUCGCUUCACUCCCUUACUUUUUUCACAUUGUCUUGCUCAUUCUUUCUUGUUUUGUUUUUCUCUUUCUCUUUCUCUCUCUCUCUCUCUCUCUUUCUCUUUGUCUGUCUGUCUGUCUGUCUCUCUCUCUCUCUCUCUCUCUCACACACACACACACACACUUUCCUACAUUCUCUCUCACUUUUCAACCUUGUCUUUAUCAUUCAAUCUUGCUUUCUUUCCAUUUCAGUGAAUUUAUUUUUUAGUAUGUUCCUGGUUUAG